AUGGACACCGAUCCUCUGAUGGAUCAUGCCCACAGGGUGCGAAAACCAAGAAGCUUGACAGCGGACAUUACACGUGAUAUUGUGGUAAAGAUGCAUUAUUUCUACGUAAAGGAGGCCUUACUGCAAAUACACCGCAAAGCCCAAGACCUUCCUGUGGAAUACCAGAACAUAGCAAUAUUCCCAGACCUAACAGCUGCAACAAUGCCGAAAAGAUGGAAAUUUAUCAAUGUGACCAAGAUACUCCGCAACCACAAAAUAGUUCUAUGA
Molecule: messenger RNA, 267 nt
Organism: Pelobates cultripes (western spadefoot toad)
Lineage: Eukaryota; Metazoa; Chordata; Amphibia; Anura; Pelobatidae
Source: the annotation of a GenBank genome assembly